Molecule: messenger RNA, 315 nt
Organism: Cuscuta epithymum
Lineage: Eukaryota; Viridiplantae; Streptophyta; Magnoliopsida; Solanales; Convolvulaceae
Source: the annotation of a GenBank genome assembly
CUCGUAUCUGAAGGUGUUAAAGCACUGUUGGACGAAGGGCGGGGACGAUUCGGAAGCCGACCUUCCACCUCGCAUCGCUGAAAUCGAAACGAAGUAUCACUCAACCGUUGAGAAUAAGCGUGCCGAGCUUGGCUUGAUGGAAGAGGAUGACCUCGCUUCUGAUGAGGAUGAUGAGGCGAUCCUGGAGGCAGCUGGGGUUUACAAGGGUCGGGUUCCGUGCUUGGGUGCCGAAGGCCAACGGAUUUUGCUCAACCGCGACGGCGCUUCGUCUUCUCGUUCGCGGCGUGGUGAGGAUCCUCGGAUUGCCGAAUUGCA